AUGCAGCGGCAAAUGGCGGCGACGGUGGAGGAGCAAAUGAUGGUCAAGGCCAUCAGGGAGGAGUCACCGUGGGAGGCCCUUCCCAAGCGCAUCCAGGCCAUGCUCGUCACCAAGGAGGAAUGGCAUCGCAGGAUUGUGGAUUAUUGCAUACGUAAACGCUUGCCAUGGAACUCCUGUUUUGUACGAAAAGUAUGCAAAGAAGGAGAGUACUAUGAGGAUAUGAUGCGCUAUCUCCGCAAAAAUCUUGCAUUAUAUCCAUACCAUCUUGCAGAUUUUACAUGCCGAGUAAUGAGGAUAUCACCCUUCAAAUAUUAUUGUGAUAUCCUUUUUGAAGCUAUGAAGAAUGAGCAACCAUACGAUAGUAUACCAAACUUCAGUGCUGCAGAUGCUUUAAGGAUUACUGGUAUAGGAAGAAAUGAGUUUAUUGAUAUCAUGAAUAAGUGCAGAUCAAAGAAGAUAAUGUGGAAGCUGAACAAAUCAAUUGCGAAAGAGUUGUUGCCUACAGAACCUGCAGAUCUAGCGAUAGAACCAUGGUGGGGUGUUCGAUUUGUUAACUUUACAUUGGAAGAAUUUAAGAAGCUUUCAGAAGAUGAGACAUCAGCAAUAGAUAAAAUUUGUAAGGAAGAAGUCAAUUCAUAUGUCCUAUUUGAUCCAAAUGUUAUAAGGGGUCUUUACAGGAGAGGGAUGGUAUACUUUGAUGUCCCUGUUUAUCCUGAUGAUCGUUUUAGAGUUUCUAGGCUUGAAGGUUUUGUUUCAAACAAGGACCAGUCAUACGAAGAUCCAAUUGAAGAGUUGCUAUAUGCUGUAUUUGUUGUAUCAAGUGAAAAUUCGACAGUCGCUGAAUUGGCUACAACUUUACAAGCUGACCUUUAUCAACUCCAAGCGGCUGCAUCAUUUGCCUGUCGAUUGGGUUGGGCUGUAAAGCUUUUGGAUACUGACUCUGUUCUUAGAGACUCAAGCAAUUCUACAUUGACUAGUAAUAUCCUUAUAGAUGAUGAUGAAGGUUCACGUAUGAGUACAGCCUCCGAAAAGUAUGGUCAUGAGUUGCUUAGUUCUGAUUCUGAUGGAAACAAGAAAAACUCUGAAACAGCUUACGUGGGCUUCAUUGUGGAUGCUAAUGUGACUUCAUACUUGAUGAUGGGUUCACUCUCUCCAGGUUUAAAAUCGCACGCCGUAACACUAUAUGAGGCAGGAAAGCUUGGUGAUUCUUGCAUUGCAGAGUUAUGCGUUGAUUUAGCUAGUUUAGAGGGGAAACACUUUGAGGGUGUGUUACAGGAAUUUGCAAAUCAUGCUUUUAGUCUUCGAUGCUUCCUUGAGUGUUUGCUAUCUGGCGGAACUUCACCAAAUGAAACAAGUGAUAAGAAUAGUGAAGUAAAUAAUCAGAAGUACUCCGGGCAUGUUGAUUUAGAUAUCCAUUCUACUAAGGAAAACCAAGAAAAUGAUGUUGAUAAUGUUGUUGAGAAAAAUGAAAGUGCAAUUAAAAUUUCACAGCCUUCUAGUGGAGGUCAACAUGAUGAAUUAUCACAACAAGAUCAACAAAAGGGAGACUCCAAAACUGCAGAUUGGAAGGUGUCAUCACCCUCAACUAUUGUAUCUGAAGGUAAGGAAAGUACAUGUAAAUAUGAGUUUGAUAACAGUCAUGCUACAAAGUUUGAUGGUUCAACUAGUUGCUGCUCUUUGUUGAAGAGUAAAAGAAGUUAUCGAGUCAAUAUUCUUCGUUGCGAGAGUUUAGCUUCUCUAGCCCCAUCAACACUAGAAAGACUACUUUCUAGAGACUAUGAUAUGAUAGUGUCUAUGAUUCCUCUUCCAUAUUCAGCAUUUCUACCAUGUCCGAAUGGUCUGGUACAUUUUGGUCCACCUUCUUACUCAUCAAUGACACCAUGGAUGAAAUUGGCAUUGUAUACAUCAGGGAGUUGUGGCCCAAUAUCAGUUGUUUUUAUGAAGGGGCAACGAUUGAGGUUGUUGCCCGAACCAUUAGCCAGCUGUGAGAAGGCACUGAUAUGGUCUUGGGAUCAAUCUGUGGUGGGUGGACUAGGUGGAAAGUUUGAAGGGAACUUAGUGAAAGGAAAUCUUCUAUUGCAUUACUUGAACUCAAUGACAAAAUAUUCUGCUGUGAUAGUGCAACCACUAAGCCUAGACGAUCUUGAUGAAACAGGAAAUAUUAUCACCAUGGAUAUCCCGUUGCCAUUGAAAAAUGCUGAUGGGUCAAUUUCAUCCACUAUAGCAGGCGAUGACUUGCCUAAGAAACAAGUAUCAAAUUUGAUUUUAUUAUUGGAUGAUCUAUCCAAUAAGGUUGAUUUGAGUAUAGUUGGUUAUCUUCAUUUAGUAAGGCUUCAUAGGGAUAAUGAAUCCAGUGAAACUCCUGAGAAUGAAAGUUACGAAUGGAUACCCUUGAGCAUAGAAUUUGGUAUCCCUUUGUUCAAUCCAAAGUUAUGUGAAAAAAUAUGUGAAAGGGUUGUUGAGUCAAAAAUGCUUCAAAAAGAAGAUAUCACAGAAUAUUAUGAGAUAAUGCAGAAUGUGAGAAAGACGCUAAGAGAACUAUGCACCGAGUAUCAAGCAACUGGUCCAACAGCAAGACUAUUCAAUCAGCGGGGAGGCUCAAAAAACAACUCGCCGCGCAAACUUGUGAAAAUUGUUAGCAGUAAAUGGAGUCCAUUCCAUGAUCCACCAUCGCCCACUCAUCCUGGUUCCCCAUCUGAACAUGAUAGAGCUAAACCCACAAAACGCCAAAAAUGUUUCACUGAAGUUUUGAGCUUUGAUGGCAGCAUCCUCAGGUCAUACGCACUCACUCCCGUAUAUGAGGCUGCAACAAGAUCCGUCACUGAAGAACAACCAUCCACACCUGCUGCAAAAUCAGAUCAUGAUGAUGCAAACACCAAGGAUGUGGCCCUACCAGGAGUUAAUCUGAUAUUUGAUGGAGCAGAAUUGCACCCUUUUGACAUUGUUGCUUGCCUUCAAGCUCGCCAACCUCUCUCACUAAUAGCUGAGGCGUCAUCCACAUCAUUGGCCAUGAAAUGA
This is a messenger RNA of Panicum virgatum (switchgrass), 3018 nucleotides long. RefSeq names its product protein FAM91A1-like. NCBI's taxonomy places the organism in Eukaryota, Viridiplantae, Streptophyta, Magnoliopsida, Poales, Poaceae. The transcript has 10 exons. The coding region runs from base 1 to 3018 and encodes 1005 amino acids. The record is from RefSeq and is a predicted model, not a curated record.